AAUAUACUAUUGAGAAAGAACAAGAUAGACUAGUCCAAGAGUUGAGACCCUAGAAUGAUAUGCCAAAUAAAUCAUCUCUAGUCACUAUAGACUAUAAAAAUAUUUAAAGAUGUCGAGAGAAUCCACUCCAAAUAUUUUGCUGCUAGCAGCUAUGGAAGAUUGGAACGAUCUUGAGAAGGAAUAUGUGCAACUUGAGGAGGAACAUAAAAAUUAUUGUGAUUUGCUAGCAAAACUGAGUGCAGCCCAGAAAAAAUGUUUAGCCCAAAUUGCUCAUCACAGAUACAGAAUGAAAUGUAUUGGGGACAAUAUUACCAGGGCAACUAAAAGUUCAGUGGGAGAAGAUGAAAAAAAGCAAGCCAAUGAUCUGAAACAUAAAAUGGCAGAGCGCAAGCUUAACUUUCAUGAAAUGGAAGAAAAUCUUCCACACAAAAAUGGGCUGUACUUGAGAAUUAUACUUGGACAAGUCAAUGUCUCUCUUCUGACAAAAGAAGCCAAGUUCAUCUAUAAAAAGGACUAUGAAACUUUCAAGUUAACUGUCAGCUAUAUCAUUUUAGCACUGUCCUUUGUGGCAGCUUUUGUUAUUAGUUCAAGAGUGAGUGAUGCAGUAGUGAACUUCCUCCUGGUCUGGUACUACUGUACAUUGACUAUCAGAGAAAGUAUACUCAGGGUCAAUGGGUCAAGAAUCAAAGGUUGGUGGGUGACUCAUCAUUUCAUAUCUACAGUCUGUGCUGCCAUCAGUCUUAUUUGGCCUGAUGGUUAUACAUAUUCACAGUUCCGUUACCAGUACAUCCUCUUUGUUAUGUACAUUAGUUUUGUUUAUGUGCUGCAGUAUUACUACCAGAGUGGAUGUUUGUAUCGUCUGAGGUCACUGGGAGAAAGCCAUGAAAUGGACAUUACUGUUGAAGGCUUUAUGUCUUGGAUGUGGAAAGGUCUGACUUUCCUUUUGCCAGUCCUAUUUUUUGGUUAUUUUUUCCAAGUGUACAAUGCUUACAGCCUACUCAUGUUGGCCAGCCACCCUAAGUGUACAGAAUGGCAGGUGUUAGCUUUGAGUGCUAUACAUUUCAUCUUAUUUGUUGGAAAUACCAUGACCACCUGCACUGUCCUGUUCAACAAGAUUAAAUCCGAUGGGUUCAGGAUCCCCAAGCUGAGGAACAAGUACAAGUUCAGCAUUGGCAUUGGAAAUUUCCUCAGCCAGGGUCACGGCCAUGCUGAAUAACUGAACACAUUUCUAUUCAAAGUGAUUGGGGAAUUAAGAUGUUAAGAGGAUAUUGUGUAGCUCCUUUGUUGUUUCAUCAAUUUCACUGACACAAGUGUGUGACACACAAAUGUGUAAUUUUUAACCAUUGCUCAUGACAAGUAUAGUGAUGGCCACCUUCAUGUUCAUACUGUUUCAUUGCAUCUGUUUCAUCACAUCUGUAUAAUUGUUAUAGCAUUAUAUUUUCCUGUUAUAUAUUUCAUUAAAAAAUGUAAUGUAUAAUGCUUUUGUAUAAUAGUUCAGUGUUGGUAACACUUUAAGUUGUAACUAAUGUGCACAUGAUAUUUCAGUGUUGGUAACACUUUAAGUUGUAACUAAUGUGCACAUGAUAGUUCAGUGUUGAUAACACUUUAAGUUGUAACUAAUGUGCACAUGAUAGUUCAGUGUUGGUAACACUUUAAGUUGUAACUAAUGUGCACAUGAUAGUUCAGUGUUGGUAACACUUUAAGUUGUAACUAAUGUGCACAUGAUAGUUCAGUGUUGAUAACACUUUAAGUUGUAACUAAUGUGCACAUGAUAGUUCAGUGUUGGUAACACUUUAAGUUGUAACUAAUGUGCACAUGAUAGUUGAAGUAUUGGCUAAAUAUUCAGGUUGUAAGGUUUGUCAACCAUUAUCUUCUUUCUGCAAAGCUUUCAUUAGGUCUGGAGUUUAACUCUGGGCAUUCUCUCUGUAAUCAUCACAUCCAGGUCUCUUGUGAUACUACCACACCGGUUGUGUAAAUCAUUCUGGCAUGUGUUGUAAUGGUGCAGGCCUCUGCAGAAGAUUGUGAAAUCUAAUUUUUGUCCAAUAACAGAUGAACAGGUAUGUCUUCUUUAAAACAAAAGACCAGAUUGAAAAUUGUUUAAUUAUUUGUUUUAACGGUUAUAUUAAUUGAUGGACCAUUCAUUUUUUUUUCAUUUCUCCUUUUCUAGUUGUGCACAUGAAUUGGCAUUUUUUUUAAGUUUUGAUUUAUUUUGUUCAAAAUUUUGUUUGUAUUUUUUUGAAUGUGUUCACCUCUGAUCUUUCUUCAAUUAUAUAUUCUUUUAAUAUAUAAAUAUGAAUAUGCAAACUACUGAAUAACUCAAUUUAAAAAACAAAAUUUGCAAGUUGAGCUAACAUUUACUAAGACAAUUGAGUUGAUAUUCAAACAGUGUCUUGAUACAUGAGCAGUUAGUUUCAUAUAUCAUCAUAGGUCAAUAAUUGACUAGCAACAUUAUAAUAUAGCAAACCAAUUUUUUUUUUGUGCUAAUUAUUUCUGUACCUAUGUAUCUCAAACAACAUGUCAAAAACAUCAGAUGGCACUCAAGUAUGCUUACAAAACUCAAAACUUUUUGUAAUACACCCAGAUAUCACUUAAGGACAAACAUCUGUCUUGCUUGUAAUUGUUAUAAUAGCCCAAGGAAAAGGUUAAAGCUUUGAACUUUUUUUAUUAGAGUAUUUCAAUUAGACUUGUAUCAGAUACAAAAUGUCUGCCACAUUUUAUUAUUGUUUAAAAAAAAAAAGUGAAACAGAAAUAAUUUUAAAAGCAUUUUUGAAUCAACUCAAUGUAUUGGAUUUACAUUUUCUCAACUACAAAUUCAUUUUGUCAACUGCUGCACUGAUUAAUCAACUGUUACUACUAAAUAAUAGAAACCUUCUUAGGUAGUUAUUAAAUAUUUCAUUCUUACUUAUUUUACUCAAGCGCUUGUUGAAGAGAAAUGUACAUAUUCCUUAUUAGUACUUUUAUGAUAAUCUGAUCUAGGUAUGAUAGUCUGUCUAGAGAGUGUCUAGAAAGAUAAUUAGUGGAACGCCAAAUAAAUAUUGCAUCAAUUUUGUUUUUUUAUUUUUAAAUUGUGUUAAUGACUAGAUAAGAGCAAUAGCUUUAAAAAAUUGUUUUUUUUUUUUCUUUUCUCUUAAAUUGUAUGGAACCUCAAUGCCAUACUGGUCCAAUGGGUAGACAGAUUUAAUUUAUGGAUAUAAUGUUUUGACAUGUGAUAUGUUCAGAGUAAUUUGCUGAAUGUUGGUACUUAUUUUUGUUGCCAUUUCUCUUUAAUGAAAACCACAUUGAAUGAAUGCCAAGUUCUAUAAUUAGGGAUUUCAUCUCAUUAUACUUUACAGUCGCAGUCAUUGACUUUCUCAAAAUGUUUUCAUUAAAUACAAUUUGAUCAAACGAUCAAUGGGAAUUGUUUCUUAUUGUUGUUGUCUCUGUUUUCACACACAUCCAUGUUUGAGGUUCAAAUAGGAACUCUGAUUUUAUCUUAUUAAAACCUUUUUUUUUUGGUUCAAAAGUAAACAUUCAAAUGUAUUUUAUAUGAAGUGGUAUUAUUUAUGUUUGUAAGACUGCAUUGGAGAAAUCAGGUAAAUCUUGUCCAUUUUAUUACAUUCAUCUCCAUAUUAGAUGCUUUUUGACACUUUUUUUGUCAUUCUUUUUUAUUUCUUCCCAAUUUAUCAAAAGUCUGCUAAAUUAAACAAGCAAAAAAAAACUAUAUAUAUAUAUUUGCUUGUCCUAUUUUUUCUUUAUUUACUUUAGAUGUAACUAGAAGUUCAGUUCACUUAUUUUCUCCAAACUAUUGACCAACAUGACACAAUGAUUAGGAGCCAGAAUUGUAUAGUAAUAUUUUAAUUUUUCUGUUUUUAUGUGAUGUAAAAAAAACAUUGGUGUGUUUGUUAGCUCUGUUUUAAGAUGACAUUUUAAUAUUGCUUGCUAUUUGUAGGCAAGGAAUUUGUUGAAAUAGCUGUACUGACCAAUGGGAAGAAAAUCUUAUUUUUUUGAAUAUUCUAAGAUCUCAGUUUCUCUGGAAAUGAAGCAGGAGAACAAAUUUUAAGCUUCAAAAAAUGUUUUUCUAGACCAAUUUUGAAAAAGAAAUUUCUUUUGAAUGGUUGUACCAUUUACAUUUCUUUUUGAGAAAAACUAAGAAAAAAAUAUUCAUGCAAAAAAAUGUAUUCCUAAUUAAAGUACAAACUGAAGUUAACAAAUUCAUAAUUUUAACAAAUCUGUUUCACAUUCACCUCAUACUCUGUGUGUGUGUUUUUCAACUUUGCCCUAAAGUCUGGUCAUCUGUUUCGUUAGUUUUCCUAAUAAGUUACUUGAUCUUUUAUCUUGAUAUCUUGUGUUAUAAUUGUUCCUUUAGGAAUGAAGAUUUGUUUAUGUUCUAGCCAAAAUCUGCUGGUUGGCAAGAAUGGAUUUCAGGACUAUCAUUUUGACAGUUAAAAGGACAUACUGAGAGGCAGCCAUCUAUAGCAACAAUCUAUCAAAAAAAAAACCUUAGUCAAAUAGUUGGGGUUUUUUUUAUUGAUUUUUACAAACUCACUCUGUCUGUCUGGUAAAAUUUUUAACCAAUUUGUUAAUUGGUUAUUGGGUAUUAAUUAUUGGUAAUAAAUUAUUUUGUUUGGUAUCUCAAACAAGGGAAAGAAAUUGUAAUUGACUGAAGUGGUGGUAUAAGCUGAAUUAGUCCCCUUUAUAGGUUGUCAUCUGAGUCUUAGUGAACACAAACCUGAAAAAUAGGACGAGACUAUAGAAACAAUAGAUAACUAUACAAUCUUCUUUGUUCAUAGGCUCUCCUCUAGCAGAGUGGGUACCAUAUUGGCUUGAUAAGGCUUGAGCCAUGAGUUUGAAUUAGAAUAAUUUGUAUAAAUGCUUUUGUAUUAUUGUUGGUCUAAAUCUAUUACAAAUUUAAUUACUUAACUGAUCCAAACUUAUUGAUACAAGUGCGCUAAAUAUACGCUUUUUUUUUUUAAACUAUUUUUUAAAUAACAAGGGUGUCAUGUAACAAGCACAAAGACCAACUACUUUCACUUUUCCCCAAUUAAUACCAGGUACCCAUUAGAGUUGGGUGCACUCAGAGGGAGCCCUGAAAAUCCCGAAAUUCAAAAUCCCAGUCUUCACUAGCAUUCGUACCCGAGACCACUCAGUUCGGCAAACUAAGCACUUUACCUCUCGACCACUGCGCCACCCAUACAUUAUGAAAGAAAUUGGGUAUGCUUGUAUUUUCAUCAAAGAGAUGAAAUUUGAAACCAAUGUUUUGUUGUUACAUUUCAUUCAAGAGUUCAACAAAAGUUGUAUCUGUUUGCCUCCACAUCCAGUUGGGAAGCAGCAACCCAGUCAGAUGAAUAAUACUGCAUUGUUUAUACUUGGCAUAGUCAUUACAAUGGUUCUGAUCGCGGGCAUAGUCAUUGCGAUGGUUCUGAUCUCGGGCAUAGUCAUUGCAAUGAUUCUGAUCUCGGGCAUAGUCAUUGCAAUGGUUCUGAUAUUGUUCUCACAACUGUAUGUAGUCAAUUCUCUUGGACUUGUCCUAUUGUACAUGAAAGUUUUCUUUAGGAUUUGUUUUGUAUACAUUUUCAAUGUAACAUUUUUAUAAAGAUAAGGACCACAUGCGUCAUUGCCUCAUUAGUGAUGUCUAUUUAAAAAAAAACAAAAAACUGUAGCCUUGUCAAGUCAACACACACUUGUCAGUGACACAGUCAUAUGAAAUGUGUUUGUUACAUGCCACUGAUAUCAUGUAUUCUUUUUUUUAGUAUAGAAAAUCAUGAGAGAUUUUUAUUUCUAGUGUGACUAAUGCUAUAGUAAAAUGAAACUUUUGCUAAUUUGUUUACUGGCUAAUAAUUUAUUCGAGCUUUUCUUUCAGGAAAUAAAGUUUCACAUGUUUGUACUGACA
Molecule: messenger RNA, 5869 nt
Organism: Biomphalaria glabrata
Lineage: Eukaryota; Metazoa; Mollusca; Gastropoda; Planorbidae
Product: ion channel TACAN-like
Exons: 13
Coding region: 110-1216 (368 amino acids)
Cellular component (GO): membrane
Source: RefSeq, a predicted model, not a curated record